Molecule: messenger RNA, 333 nt
Organism: Orussus abietinus
Lineage: Eukaryota; Metazoa; Arthropoda; Insecta; Hymenoptera; Orussidae
Product: carbonic anhydrase 5A, mitochondrial-like
Exons: 3
Cellular component (GO): cytoplasm
Molecular function (GO): carbonate dehydratase activity; zinc ion binding
Source: RefSeq, a predicted model, not a curated record
UUUUAAGUGGAGGACCUUUGAUGGAUGAUGUCUACAAACUCGAGCAAUAUCAUUGUCAUUGGGGUUGCAGCGAUUCGAGAGGUUCCGAGCAUACGGUAGAUGGACAAGCCUUUGCGGGUGAGCUCCAUCUGGUGCACUGGAACACGACUAAGUAUAGGACGUUCGCCGAGGCGGCCAAGGCAUCCGAUGGUUUGGCCGUUCUGGGAGUUUUCCUCAAGGUUGGGAAACCUCACGACGAAAUGGACAAGAUCGCGCGAUUGCUGCCCUAUGUCUCACACAGGGAUGAAGUAUUGGACAUCAUGGAACCAAUCGAUGUUAGCAAGUUACUUCCAG